Molecule: messenger RNA, 1668 nt
Organism: Drosophila rhopaloa
Lineage: Eukaryota; Metazoa; Arthropoda; Insecta; Diptera; Drosophilidae
Product: androgen-induced gene 1 protein
Exons: 2
Coding region: 94-921 (275 amino acids)
Cellular component (GO): membrane; endomembrane system
Source: RefSeq, a predicted model, not a curated record
CGUGUGGUGGGCCCCAAUCAGCUGCUCGCCAGCUUGUAUUUGUUUUGUUUUGCUCGGCGUGCGUUUUGUGUCUCCGGCUAUUAUCCGGCGACAAUGGGCAAAAGCAAGAAGCAGGUGCGCGAAUUCCAUGCCGCCAAGGAGGCGGCCGAGGCCACAGACUCCCGGCUGGACACCUGCAACGAUGCCUACACGAAUGGGGCCUUCAAGUACCUGAGAUUCCUGGUCCACCUCUUGGCGGCGGCUCAGUUCUCCUAUGGAAUUUACUACCACUACUUUCGGGUGCACUGGCCCACGGAUUUGCAGGACGAGGAUGAGCUGAAGGCGCGCUGGGGUGGCAAGUUCAAGUACCUCACCUUCCUGAACGUGAUUCUGCAGGCCAUCUACCACACAGUGGCCCUUCUGAACGAUCUUUUUGGCGACAACCGGGUCACUGGGGUUACAAAGUCCAGGUUGAGAUCGGCGAGGGACUAUGUCUUUGCCGCCUUUGCCUUUCCAGUCGCUCACAACGUGUGCCUCUCGUUCUGGGUCAUUUACAUGUGGGACCGUGAGCUCAUCUUUCCCACUGCGCUGGAUACGAUUUUUCCCAGCUGGCUGAAUCACGUGGUGCACACGAAUGUUGCACUCUUGGCCAUCAUGGAUCUGUUUACCUGCUUCCGCCGUUAUCCGAGUCGAUUAAGCGGGAUCACGGGCAACGUCUCCUUCAUAUUGCUCUACAUCAUCUGGCUGCAUAUUGUUCGGUAUUUCAGCGGGGAGUGGGUAUAUCCUAUUCUGGAGGUGCUGCCUUUAUACCUGCGCUACCUGUUUUUGGCCCUGCUGGUGGGAUUUAAUAUAGUGUGCUAUCUGCUCGGGGAGUUCGUCAACAGCGUCGUCUGGGAACCGGAGUUCAAGCUGCUGAAGCAACAAAAGGCCAAACAGUGUUAAGAGUCGAGGAUUUCAAAUCGGUUUAUUGACAUACACAAAAGUAUGAGAUAUUAUAUAAAAUGGUAGGCACUUUUCGAGGUAAAAUUUGUUUGCCCAAAGAGGCUUAUUUGUAUCCUACUUUAAUGUAUAAUCUAAAGUCUAGUUUAAAGCUUAGUACUCACGGCAAAGGAAAAUAAUCAAUAAAAUUAAGUGUGAGUACCAGCAUUAAGGAAACAGUCAUUCACAAAAGUACACAGAUGCUUACUAUCUAAAUGGGAAGAUGAGUUUGUAAAAUAACGUUCGCAGCCUAAUGUAAAUGAGUAUUCGUAAUUCGUAGUUGUAGUUUCGCUUAUUCUGCUCAGUAAAAAAAUUAAGAAUAAACCAUAGCGCCAUCGCAAUGUAAAGUCAAGGAAACGUAUACAUUUGGCCUUUUUCGGUUUUGCUCAGUGCUCAAAGGAAAAGGAAAAUAAUCAGGAAAAUAAAUUUAAUUUCCUUUCCCUGAAGAUUUUUUUUGGCUUAAGUACCAGGAUUAAGAAAAAAAUAAUUCAAAAACGUACACUGAUUUUAUAAAAUAACUUUCGCAGCUUAUUGUCUAUGAGUAUUCGUAAUUUGAAGUUGUAGUUGUUUCGGUUUUUCCGGUAUGGUGGUUUAAUUUCGAUUUGUUCUACUCAGGUUUCUUUAAAGAUCAGGUUUAAAUCUAUCAAUAGAUUAUAUAAAAUAUCACUUAUGUUUCAUAUUUGAAUCAAUAAACAACUAUACAAUAAUUCA